Messenger RNA from Henningerozyma blattae CBS 6284, 1995 nucleotides. Its product is annotated as amino acid permease. Gene Ontology annotation, cellular component: membrane. The record is from RefSeq and is a predicted model, not a curated record. The transcript has a single exon. Gene Ontology annotation, molecular function: amino acid transmembrane transporter activity. Gene Ontology annotation, biological process: amino acid transmembrane transport. NCBI's taxonomy places the organism in Eukaryota, Fungi, Ascomycota, Saccharomycetes, Saccharomycetales, Saccharomycetaceae. The coding region runs from base 1 to 1995 and encodes 664 amino acids.
AUGAAAAACAAUACUAAUAAUAGCAAUAUUGGUAGUAGCAAUGGUAAUACCAACUCUACUACCACUGCUGCUUCUAGCGAAGAGAAAAACACACAAAUAUUUGUAACAGAUUCCCAGGUCCCAGUAUCCACAUCAUCCUUGGAUAACUUUUCCAUGAUCAAUGAUGAUAAAUUAUCAUUAUCAAAUAAUCAAGCCAUAGAUAAGGACAAUUAUACAAUCCAAUCUGAUCUUGUCCUUGACGAUGAUUCGUCGAAUGCAUCAUCUUCUGUGGCUAAACCACACAAGAGGAAGUUUAACAUAGAGAUUAAGAAUAAAAGAAUAAAAAAUUGGAUCGAUUCAUUUAAACCACCUGAAGAAUGUAUGGAAUCUGAAUUAGAAUUGAAUUCUAUUGAUGAAAAUGGUCAUAGAGAAAAACCAAGAGCUCAAUUGAAGAAAACCAUGAAAUCAAGACAUGUUGUUAUGAUGUCUUUGGGUACUGGUAUUGGUACUGGUCUUUUAGUCUCUAAUGCAUCAUGUCUUUCAUUAAGUGGUCCUGCUCCUUUGGUUAUUGGUUAUGGUCUUGUCUCAAUCAUUACAUAUUUAUUGAUUCAAGCAGCUGGUGAAAUGGGUGUUGCGUAUCCAACUUUACCUGGUAAUUUCAACACUUAUAUAUCUACUUUCCUUUCUAGACCUAUUGGGUUUGCCACUAUUUGGUUAUCAUCUAUUCAAUGGUUAACUGUGGUUCCCUUGGAACUGAUUGCUGCUUCGAUGACUAUUAAAUAUUGGACCACUUCUAUUAGUCCCGAUGUAUUUGUUGUUAUCUUUUAUGUUUUCUUAAAUUUCAUUCAUUUCUUUGGGACCGCUGCAUAUGGUGAAACUGAAUUUAUCUUUAAUCUUUGUAAGAUUUUAAUGAUUAUUGGGUUUAUCAUUUUAUCUAUUGUUAUCAAUUGUGGUGGUGCAGGUCAUGAUGGUUAUAUUGGUGGUAAAUAUUGGCAUACUCCAGGUGCAUUUGUUGGUAAGAAUUCUGCUUCUAGAUUUAAAGAUGUUUGUUAUAUUUUAGUAACAGCCUUUUUCUCGUAUGGUGGUACUGAAUUAUUCGUAUUGACUAUUAAUGAACAACCAAACCCAAGAAAAUCGACACCUACUGCAGCAAAGACCACUAUUUAUCGUAUUUUAAUCGUUUACUUAUUGACAAUGAUCUUGUUAGGGUUUAACGUUCCAUAUGAUAAUAAGAAUUUAUUUAGUGCGACUUCAAGUAAUGGUGAUUCCAUUUCUAUUUCACCAUAUGUUCUUGCUGCUUCCAUCCAUGGUGUUAAAGUGGUUCCACAUUUCAUUAACGCAGUUGUUUUAAUUGCAUUAAUUUCUGUUGCUAAUUCUGCCACAUAUGCAGCACCAAGAAUGAUGGCAUCAUUAGCUCAACAAGGGAUGGCUCCAAAAUUUUUGGCUUAUAUUGAUAGAGAAGGUAGACCUAUUUAUGGUUUAUUAAUAUGUUCAUUAUUGGGUGUUAUUGGGUUUGCUGCGGCAUCAGAUAAGGAACAAGAAGUGUUUGUCUGGUUAGCUGCUAUUGCCGGGUUAGCCACACUUUUCUUAUGGGAAUGUUUCUUUUUAUCUCAUAUUAGAUUCAGAUGGGCCAUGAAAGUUCAAGGUAAAGAUAUCAAUGAAGUUGGUUACAAGGCUGCGUGUGGUAUUUGGGGGUCAAUUAUUGGUGCCUGUUUCAACGUGUUGGUGUUGAUAGCCAAUUUCUGGGUUUCAUUAACUCCACCAGGUCAAGGUAGUAAUGUUUCUGCCAAGAAUUUUUUCGAACAAAUGUUGGCAUUACCAAUUUGGAUUUUCUUUGCUGUUGGGUAUAUGGUAAUUAAGAAGGAUUGGGUUAUUUGGAAUCCAAUUGAAAGUAUAGAUUUAGAUUAUUGUAGAAAGAUAUAUGAUCCUGAACAAUUGAAAAGAGAAGAUGAAGAGAAUAGAGAAAGAAUUAGAAAUGCAGGGUUCUGGGCCAGAUGCCGCGCUUUCUGGUGUUGA